UGGAAUUCACUAGAAGUAAUGUCAACAAUAUGAUUGUGGUUUGAAUGUUAUGAUACGAAACGGCAAAGCCAAAAUAUGCACUGCACGAAAGCAAAACAGGGCAUAGAAGAUGCUGAGGCUCGAGAGUUUGCUGAAAAACGAUGGAAAUAUGACGAGAGAGAACGUCAACGUAAGCGAUACUUAGAGGACGUAGAGCUUAGUCCGUCACAGGGAAGAAAAGUUAUUGAUUUGGCAGUAAAAGAUCUUGAUGACAGUGCUAAGAGAUUUUGUAUGUAUAUUGGAUCAUUUUCAGUGGCUCACUCAACACCAGGAACCCGAGCAGAAUUUGUGAAACUCCAGCUCUAUCAUUUGCGGGAACCCAGAGACAAAAAAACCAGUUUUGAGAUAUUCAUGGCACAUGCCUUGAAACGUAUAUCCUAUUCCACCUGUGAUCCUGCUAAUAGACAGUUCGCAUUUCUAGCUCGUAAUCCUAGUGGUCCGCUAGGAGUCCAGUAUUGCCACUGUUUUCUAACAAGAAGAAAAGAAGAGGCAGAAGAAAUUAAUGUUAUUAUUGGCAAAGCAUUUAAAGUGGCCUAUGCCAGCCUAAGAAGCAAGAAGAAAUUCUUUGAUCUAGUGACAGAGACUAACAGAGAACAUGCAGCUGACUUUGACUCUGUUGGUGAAAAAAUGCUAGAAAUUGAUCGACGGGAACAUCGAGUUUUAGCUAAAGAAUUAGAGAUUGCACGAUAUAAGCAUGAAAUAGCCAAUGAAUCAGAGAGACAAUUCAUAGUCGGUCAAGGAAAAGUAUGGGCAAAACAGAUAGUUGGCAGAGUAAAACAUAAAACACCCUACUUACAAGAGGAAGUAUUGACUGAUGUGGGGCUCACAAGGCCGGAUACCAAAGAAAAAAAACAAGACUCUCAUCCAAUGACAUCACCUGCCAAUGUACAAGACAUCCAGCCAUCAGCUCCACCUUUAUCUCCUGCAGAACAGAGGUUAUCUGAUGAACUAGUUACGAAGCAAACAAAACGAGGCAAACCUCUUCCCCCAGCGCCUUACUGCGACAUGGAAAUAUACAAUGAAUGGAAUCCUGAGGUUGAGCAUGGGACUCCAGUUUCCCCUCUUGUUGUUUCCCCAGAAACACACCCAAAAGGAAUGCAAAUUUUGCUUCAAGAUGAACAACCGCCACCUGCUUUAAGGGGUGUUAUACCUCGUAAUAAUCUUAAAGCUAAAAAAGGCCAAAUUUUACUUCAGGAUCAAACCCCACCCCCGCAAUUUCAGUAUCCUAUACAAAAUGCUAAUCAAACUGUUGAACAGGCUACCAAGGAAACACUUCCUGUUGAUGCUGCCCAAGACGAGGACCCUGCAAGCAGGUCAGAUGAAGUGCAAAGGUCAAAACCACCAGGUCAUCUAGGUCACAAGGUUGAAGUUGACAUCAAUGCUGUCAGGAGGUCUGUGACGACUGGGGAACCUGUUCCACCACCUCUACCAGCAAG
Messenger RNA from Saccoglossus kowalevskii, 1475 nucleotides. RefSeq lists its product as uncharacterized. NCBI's taxonomy places the organism in Eukaryota, Metazoa, Hemichordata, Enteropneusta, Harrimaniidae. The record is from RefSeq and is a predicted model, not a curated record.